AUGGAGGAAGGCUGCUUUGCAGCAGCGCCACCAGCUGUGGCUACUCUGGAUGGCCCAGCAGCAGCAGCUGCAGCAGCAGCAGCAGCAGCAGCAACAGCAGUAGGAGCGGUGGCUCCAGCAGCAGCAGCAACAGCAGCAGCAGCAACAACAACAACAGCAGCAGCAUUAGAAAGUGUGGGUUUUGUCGCUCUCUGUGCUGCUCUUCCUCGCCUGCGGCUCUUCGGUUCACGGGCGCAUGCAGCAGCCAGGGCAGCAGCAGCAGCACGCGCAGCAGCAGCAGCAGCAAGAGCAGCAAAAGCUGCAGCAGCAGCAGCAGCAUUUGCUGCUGGCUUUUGGCUGCCGCAGCAAAGCGUCCUUUGCCUAUUCUAUUACAGCGGCCGCUGCUGGACGAGACUGGGCACUCAGUUUUGCCUGCGCCCACCUAGCAGCAGCAGCAGCAGCAGCAGCAGCAGCGGCGACUGCAGCAGCUGCAACGGUGGGAGCCUGAAGGGCAGCAGUAGCAGCAGCAGCAGUGCUGAGGAGGCACAAGAGCUCCAAACAGAAGGGGACCCAGCAGCAGGAGCUGCAGCAACUCCAUCGGGAAAAGCUACUGCAGCAGCAGCAGCAGCAGAAGCAGCUCCAGCUGCAGAUUCUGCUGCUGCUGCUGCUGCAGCUGGCAUUAACGUGUUGCUGCUGAACCCGUGGGAAAUACCUGCUGCAAUAGAGGCGUGUUCGCUGCUGCUGUUUGAUCUGGGCACUGGCCGCACUCUAAACCCGCUGCUGCUGCUGCAGCAGCUGCAGCAGCAGCAGCAGCAGCAGGAGCAGGAGCAGCAGCAGCAGAGGGGGUGUAGGCAUCCCUGUGAGUCUCCCUGCAGCGCCGUGCCCCUCCGCCGCAGCCUUGGGGUGUAUGUACACCUCAAGAAGUUGGGCUGCCGGGUGCGGUCUGCUGCUGCUGCUGUUGCUGCUGCUGCUGUUGCUGCAGUUCCGGUUGCUGCCAGCUUUCUGCGGAGCCUCGAGACAGAAGAAGCAGUAGCUGCUGCUGCUGCUGCAGUGCUGCCGAGGCAGCCCGGCGCAGCUGCUGCAGCAGCUGCUGCUGGAGCUGCUGCAGCGGCGCCUGCAGGAUUAGCAGCAACUGCUGCUGCAGACAGCUGCAACUGCUGCUGCUGCGCUGCUGUCAAGAGGCUCCCCUGGGUGGUGGUGCAGCAGCACCAAACACAGCCUUGCUUGCUGCAGCCAAGCAGCAGCAGCAGCAGUAGCAGCGGCAGCAGCAGCAACAGCAACAGCGAAGACGAGAGCUGGGUACCUCCUAAGAAGUACCGCCGACCUGCAGCAGCAGCAGCAGUAGCAGCAAGCGAAACGUCAGCAGCAGCAACGAAGGCGUCAACAGCAGCAGCAGGCGAAACGCCAGCUGCAGCACAAGCAGCAGCAGCAAGCGAAACGUCAGCAGCAGCACAAACAGCAGCAGCAAGCGAAACGUCAGCAGCAGCAGCAACAGCAGCAGCCAACGGAGAGUCAGCAGCAGCAGCAGCAGCAGCAGCAGAGACACCAAAAGAGCCGCCUGGCCCCACACUUGGAGAGCCCCUGCUUUUGCUGCCGCUAAGUAAAGACAAAGCAGCAGCAGCAGCAACAGCAGCAGCAGCAACAGCAAAAGCAGCAGCAGCAGAGUUGCUGCUUGCUGUAGAGUGUUCCGGCGGCUGCCAUUUGCUGCACUGCACCGGCGCUUUCACUCUUGACUCCAAACCCUAA
Eimeria tenella is the source of this 1725-nucleotide messenger RNA. RefSeq lists its product as uncharacterized. NCBI's taxonomy places the organism in Eukaryota, Apicomplexa, Conoidasida, Eucoccidiorida, Eimeriidae. The transcript is spliced from 2 exons. Bases 1 to 1725 code for a protein of 574 amino acids. The record is from RefSeq and is a predicted model, not a curated record.